ACGAAUUAUUGUUUGAGCUUUUUGAUGUAGGAUAUUAUGUUUUAAAACUGGCAGAAAAGUGUACGGAAACGCGUUGCACAAUUGAACACGUUACUUUAUAUGCUUAUAUAACAAUGCUUCACACUCUGUUGAAAUGUGUGAAUCAGAGGAUUUUGAACAAUCAGAAUGCAUGUAUAAAGCGUGAAGUGCUAUUUAAAGGCAAUGUUCGUCAUAAUUUUCUAUUGGAGGUGAAAAUAAUAAGUGCCCAUUACAAAAAGUUGCUGAAUUGCAGCAGGCAUUUGUCAGCAUGCUUUAAUAUACAGCAUCAUCGUACUCAUGAAGACGUUUUUAAAAUAAUAUUCAUAAUUAGUUACACUCUGGUUUAUUUACUUGUCGUCGUUUUCUCUGGUCAAACCCUGUGUAAUGAAUAUGCAAAUGUAAACCGAAGUCUCGUAUAUUUAUAUAAUAUCCUGAUCAUAAAUCCGUUGUCGGUAGAGGCAAAAUGCGUCAAGGAUCUAAAGCUCUUGGUGAAAGCCAAUCCUAUUCAAAUAGAUUGUAACUCUAAGGUGGUCCUGGGAACGUAUCUCUUACCCGCCAUUAUGGCCCUUUCCACCACAUCUGUAAUUGUAAUAUUACAAUUCUAUCAUUUUAUUUGAAUCAUUUGGUAUAUCACAUCGCCCUUUGAUUAUGCCUUAUAGCUUGACAGCUUGACAACAUACUUAGUAGUUAGUAGCUCUUCUAUAGUUACAAAUAGGUCACUUAUAUUUAGGGGGGAACUGUGUAUAAAAUUGCCUACCUAUACCUACUGUACCGAUCGAGUAGUUUUAGUUAAACACGAGAAUUAGACAUGUACAAGCAAGCAUAAAAAUGGAAAGAACUAAAUUAUAUUUAGUACCUAACAUUACAUUUGAUGAUCGUCCUUCAAAACAAGAGUUUUGUUCUACUUACGUUUUAUUUUUAAUGCUUCGUGUU
Molecule: messenger RNA, 951 nt
Organism: Trichoplusia ni (cabbage looper)
Lineage: Eukaryota; Metazoa; Arthropoda; Insecta; Lepidoptera; Noctuidae
Exons: 3
Coding region: 114-635 (173 amino acids)
Source: RefSeq, a predicted model, not a curated record